GCAUCAUCAUCAUCAUCAUCGCCGCCCUUUUUUCCUUGCCCGCGGCUCGGCCAUGGGCGAUGGGUGGCUGCCGUCCGAUUGCGGGCCCCCCCAAAACCGCUCGGUGGGAGGCGGAGGGGGGGUGACGGCGGCACCGGGGGGGAACCGGCAAGUGGCCGGCGAGUUGCUGUCGCAGCAGUGGGCGGUGGGCAUGAGCCUGCUGAUGGCUUUGGUGGUGUUGCUCAUCGUGGCCGGCAACGUGCUGGUGAUCGCGGCCAUCGGGCGGACGCAGCGGCUCCAGACCCUCACCAACCUCUUCAUCACCUCCCUGGCCUGCGCCGACCUGGUGAUGGGGCUGCUGGUGGUGCCUUUCGGGGCCACGCUGGUGGUACGGGGCACCUGGCUCUGGGGAUCCUUCCUCUGCGAGUGCUGGACCUCCCUGGAUGUCCUCUGCGUGACGGCCAGCAUCGAGACCUUGUGCGUCAUCGCCAUCGACCGCUACCUGGCCAUCACCUCGCCUUUCCGCUACCAGAGCCUCAUGACCAAGGGACGGGCCAAGGGCAUCAUCUGCACCGUCUGGGCCAUCUCCGCUCUGGUCUCCUUCUUGCCCAUCAUGAUGCAUUGGUGGCGGGAUGAGGACCCCCAGGCGUUGGAGUGCUACCAGGACCCGGGCUGCUGCGACUUUGUCACCAACAGGGCUUACGCCAUCGCCUCGUCCAUCAUUUCUUUCUAUAUCCCCCUCCUCAUCAUGAUCUUUGUGUACCUCCGGGUGUACAGAGAGGCCAAGGAGCAGAUCAGGAAGAUCGAUAGGUGCGAGGGCCGGUUCUACGGCAGCCACAAGCAGCCACAGCCGCCCCUGCCCCCUCACCCUCACCACCAGCCCAUCCUCGGCAACGGCCGGGCCAGCAAGCGGAAGACCUCCCGGAUCAUGGCCAUGAAGGAGCAGAAAGCCCUCAAGACUUUGGGCAUCAUCAUGGGGGUGUUCACCCUCUGCUGGCUCCCUUUCUUCCUGGUGAACAUCGUCAACGUCUUCAACAGGGACCUGGUGCCGGACUGGCUCUUCGUUUUCUUCAACUGGCUGGGCUACGCCAACUCUGCUUUCAACCCCAUCAUCUACUGCCGCAGCCCCGACUUUCGUAAGGCCUUCAAGAGGCUGCUCUGCUGCCCCCGGAAAGCCGACCGGCGGCUGCACGCCAGCGGUGGGGAGCUGGCCCCCCUGCCCGGGGGCUUCAUCAGCACCGUGGGCUCCCCCGAGCGCAGCCUGGGAGGGACCUGGUCCGACUGUAACGGGGGCACCCGGGGUGGCAGCGAGUCCAGCCUGGAGGAGAGACAUAGCAAAACGUCCGAUUCGGAGUCCAAGGAGUACGCCUCUGGGAGUCAGGAGACCAGAAUAUUUAAGAUUACAGAGGAUGCUUAAUUUGAAAGCUAAAAAUGGUCUGGAGUAGAAAGAAAUCUCCAUAUGUGGUACACGCCACCCCACAAUUUUAUCUGUGAUUCCAGCAAAGACAACAGGACCAAAAGGGUGCCCGGGAUGGCGAUGUCUGAGGCCGGCGACUGCGGCGAGGUGUUGGCUGCCCAUGUCGGGGUCGGGACGGGAUGGGGAGGCAGCACGGCUGUCCUCCUCCUGCGCCUCGGGGAUUGCAGUGAGAUGGGGCAGGAUGCGUCCCUAGCGCCCAACUGGGAGCUGAAGUGGCUGUGGAGCCCUCAUCCUCGGCAGGGUGCUGGAUCCUGGGGAAGCGCAGUGCCUACUGCAUGGGGUGGGACAAUCUAAUGGACUUGCUCUUCAUCUCUUAAAUCAGUUCAUAUACUUAAUUUUAACUAUCUGAACGCUCGUGGCCUUAGACUUUAAAAAGUGAUUAAAGUUUUGGCUCAACAGGGUCCAACUUAGGUGGGAAAUUCUUCUCCAGAAUCGUCCAGGCUGGAAGGGACCUCCAAAGGGCAUCUAGUCCGACCUCCCCGCAGUCAGCAGGGACACCCCCAACUAGACCAGGUUGCCCAGGGCCUCGUCGAGCCUCACCUUGAAUAUCAAAAAGAUAUUCUUGUCCAGGACUUGUUCAGCUUCUCCUGCUGAAUAGCUGUGCUGGGUCAUGCUUCCCCUGGACAAGUGUAAUGGCAGUGAGAAGGUGAAAGGUAGGAUGAAUUUUGCCCGUUGGUCUCAGUAGGGCCAGCUGUGGGAGCAGAGUGGUCAGGAUGUGUCCGCCGUUGAGUGUUGGCCAGUCGAGGACAUGCUGGAAGGGUCUGGAGGCUGGCACAUUGGGUCCCUCCGGAGAUAGCUAAGAUAAUCCACCUGGCAGGGUGGAUGGGGGACGCCGGUCCGUCUUGCACGGUGUGAAAAAGACGGUGGCACAGUAGCGGUGUGGACAGAGGAGGACAUAUGGCACGCACGUGUGCGAGGAAGGGGAGGCUGCUGGCGAGCCGUCUGCCGCCGAUCACGCUCAGAACAGGCUGUUCCCCGCCGAGAAGAAGGAUACUCUGAAAAGUGUUACGGGGCAGCCUGAAAUACUCCGGAGGCAAUGAGUCAAACACUCCCGAUGAAUAUUUUUUCCUGACGAAAACCAGACAUGGAUUAGCCGUCGGAGCUGCAGGUCAGAAAGUAUAGAUGGUAGGCAUGCGGCUGCACACGUACGUGGGCAGGAGAGUAACAGCGAGGAGGAGCCGCGGGCUGGAGGGGGAGACCCAGGUAAAACAGAAAUCCACUCCCAGAAAAUUAUUUGGCCGGGGUGCCCGAGACUUCCACGUGCAAGACGCCCCGUUCUCAAAGGCGCCGGCUCCACUUUAAGCCGUGUUUGCUCAGCACUUCUGGAAAGCAGGCGGCAGCUCUCCACGCGCUGAGAUGGGAGUGCGUCGGGUGGGAAGCCUGGCUUCGGUUCUCCCUGUGUUGGGGAAAGUUAAGGAUGUUUCAGGCACACAGCGGGCUGUCGAGACGCCGGCAGAAGGACCUCCCCGCCGGUGAGAGCUGCUCAAAAACACCCCUGGAACUUCUCUGUGCUUGGAGACCGCGGCCCUCAGCAUUAGCUGGCUGGAGCUCCAAGCAGUAACCGAUGAAUGAAUGGAACUAUGUGCAAAAAAUGUGGCUUAAAAUUGUGAUCUGAGCUGUGCCCACGGCACACGCGGUGUUUGAUGGCAUCAGCCAGGUGUUUGUGAUACAACAGGCAGCUGUUCUUCUGCAAAGGCUGCUCUCCCGCUUGGGUAUGCACAUGUUUUCAAGUAUAAGGACAACUUCUGUAUCAGCUUGUGGGUUUUUUGUUUUUUUUUUUCCCUUAAGCCCUAUCUGAAGUCAAGGUUUUAUUAAUAACUUUUAAGUGGCUAUUUUGCAAACCUUCCUUGUGCUGCACACUUUCCUAAUUUAUUGUAAUUUCCCGUCCGGUGGAGUGCACUGACUUCCUUUAUGUAAUAUAUCAGCUGCGGGGCUGGAAAUGGUGCAGCUAUGAACUGAACGAGCAGACUUUCUUGAGGCCAAAUGCGGUCAGGCAUCAUUGCCACUGGGAGCAGAGUUUGACCUGAUAAUCUAAUCUUAUACGGGAGAGUAUCUCCAGAAAAGUAUUGUUACCAGCACUAAAUGACCUCUGUUAAUGAAGCCGGAGCAAUUAGUCCUAUUCAAAGCUGUCAAGAAAAUGUUAACUGCUAAACAACAGUUAACGUUGGAUGGCUCAAAUAAUGAGUGUUUUGUUUGCUGGUGUGUGUUAGGUGAUGUGUUGGGAAAUAAUUAUCCUUUGACUAGCAGCCAGCUUUGUACUAAUCAGAAAGGAGAAGUCAUGUUCUGUUUGAAGGAUUAUACCUAAAAAUAGUUCUGUUGCCGCCACAUCAACGAGCGAAAUGAAGCAAAUUCACGGAGACGUACACACCUUCUUAACAUUUCACUUUUCGCCCUAAAAACUCAUUGUUCAGCUGGAAGUUUCUGUUUGAUCGUGUCAAAAGCACUAAUACGAUCUCCUGCAAUAGCGCUAAGCACACUCCCCUCGAGGAGCAUUACCCUAUGCACCACUGACUCGCAUUCAGAGCCUGCCAAAUUCCCCAAGGGCCCAGGAGGAAGUAAGGAGUCUUUCUCUUUAUAUAAACAAUCCCCUAUAAUGCAAGAUCAACAAUAUUUCUGAUAAUCGUCUGGCAGAAGAAAUCGAUACGCCUGCUGUUGGAGGUGUUUGUGCGCCCGCCCGCCCGUGGUAACAGCAGGGGAUUUACUCCUGCAAUUCGGUAACUCCAGGCUGUCAAACUGCCCUCAAAAAAGUGACCGAGAUGGAAAAAAGGAUAAAAAAAGGUGAUGCUGGCGAGCAAACCCAGGGUUGUCAUUGUAAACAGCAAAAAACCAGGGCAUCUUUUGCCAUGCUGUAGGUGUUGCUUUUCACUGGGAAAGUCUUACCGGUUUGGACUGGGAUGCUCCAGGCAGAUGCACUGUAGAAACGCGGGUAAAGGGUAAGGGGUAAUACACUUUCCUUGCAGGACUGUGCCACCAAGAGAUUGGCAGCUGGAACAUGCCCCAAACAUCCCUAAAAGUCGGAGUUCUUUAUUCUUUUUGGAUGACAGCAGCAGACUAAAGCACACCUGAGCAGCUUCUCAGCUCAUGUAGAGCUGCGCAGCUCCCUGGCCAUCCCAUGUGCCUCCCCCGUAGCAUCUCCCCUUCCCCUCCGAGGGUCUCAUGCCAAGUUUUGCAAGACCUGGAGCUUUCCCCCAGCCUGGAGCUGUUGUCUCCUGGCGUGGUGUGGAACAGGAGGUACCCCGUGGCACCCCGGGGGUGGCGGGUGCCGCAGGGUGCAGGGUGCUGCCUGGGCUGUGCCAGGCGUGCUGGUGCAGGCUGCCCCACUCCCUCCUGCAGACAGAAUCGGGCCCCGUCCUGCAGGAGUGUUGGUGUUGGUUGGGGUUUGUUAUGUAAACUGGCCAUUGGCUUCCUGGUUCAACCAACACUGGCACCUUGGGAGGCAUCUUCUCUUCGCAAAUGGCCCUUUUUUCGUCUUCCCACCCGCUCGCAUCCCGGGUUUUUCCAUGGUGGGGGUGCCUUGUUCAGCCUUAGCACCCAACAGCACCGGUUUUUCGGCUGUGUCCCAUCAGCAGUCAACAUCCAGAUGUGAAUGGUACCAGGCACCAGGCAGUGUUUGGGUUUGGUCACAGCCGCUCCUGCCAGGGUUGAUGCUUGGAGAAGUACCAGACAGACAGGGAACGAGUCCUGGCCUCCAGAUCCACCCCCUGAAGGAGAAAACAGAAGUUUACCCAGGCUUUUGCCACUGCCGCAGUUAGCAGCACGUCUCAGAUGUAAUGAUAUGCCUUUCCUUUCUGAUCCCGUGUAAUGCACCAAAUCCUGUUGUCCUUAAUGAGAUUAAAGAAGGAUUUUCUACUAUUUCAGUGCUCCAGCCAUUAGCCACUGUUGUGCGUCUCUAGGCAGUGAUGUACCUUGGCACGCUUGGCCUAGUGUCUCUCUCAAAGCCGUGAUAUAUAGACUUUUUCCUACCAACAUUAUUUUGAUAAUUGGUCUUAAGCUCCUUGGCACACUGCUUUGAAAGGUAGAUUUCAGUGUAUGCACCAGAGAGGCAAUCAGAGGCACUAAGGAGCUCAAAAAUCUCAGCAGCUGCUGGGUGUAUAAAUAUUUCAGCUACCAACAAGUCAUUUUUCAGGGCCAGGCGAGCGCUGCAUCCCCUCAGAGGCUGUCAGCUGCCCUCAGAGUGCGACUGCAGAAUGCCCUGCCACUGCAAGCACAAACUGCAGGGCCAGCACAAUAGCUCAUGUGCAAAGAUUUGCCAGGUGGUAAACUUGGCAUAGUUAACUUGGUUAACUUUAAGCAGUGCUUGGUGGCCGAAAUUUAAAGAGCGCGUGUUGAGAAGAAGGAAUUGAGGCAACCCCCUGGCAGGAUUUCCUAGCAGGGCAGGGAGAGCAACGUUCAGGGUUAAAGUUUCCACGCAGAGAUGAAGAGCCCCUCGCUGACUGGUCCAGUGAGGGUUUCAGAUGCCACUGGCACCCAGUGCAAGCCACCGUGGUGGGCAAGUGCUGUCUGUGGUGGGCAAGUGCUGUCUGCCCCGGGGACAGCUCGUGGUGGCCCAGCCAUCCCCCUCUGCUCCCGUAUGGAUGUAUAACAUGCCCUGCUCUCACCUGUGUCAGAGGGGACCCCAGAGGUGUCCUGUGACACCAAGGUGUGUGCCAGCCUGCCUGCCCCCUCGGGGCUUGCCGACCCACCAUUGUGCUGGGGAGGGAGGAGCAGGUAAACUGGGAGACAUCCCACGGAGCUCUCACUGUUCCACAGCUCGCCUGCUCCUUGCCUUCAUCGAGGGGUGUUUUGUUUGUCUGCCCUUCCCCUAAAUACUCGCUUGGGAGCCCUCAAAUAAAAUCACAAUUAGCUCGCGGAGCGGGAUGCAUUCCCGGCAGGCGGCUCCCCUGGCUCUGCUACACAGCAGCAGAGAGGAGAGGGAGGCAGGACGGGUGUUGGGGGGACCUGUUGCUCACCCCACCCCAACCGAAGCAUCCCGGGUACCCUGGCAGGUCCCCGUCACCAGGCUAGGAUGGCUGCACCAGCAGCACACCCAAAAUCCCAGAUCCUGAUGCAGGAGCAUCCUCUCUGCUCACAUGCUCGGGCUUUUUGGAGCUUUUAUGUAAUGCUGGGCACAAAGUGGCUGCUGCUGCAGUAAUUGCCAGUAACAACAGGUAUUGUCACACCGCUCUAAACCACCCUGAGAGCAUCCACGGGAGAGGUUUUGUCCCCGUUGGGCUGCCAGGCAGUUCCCAGCUCGCUGGCAGCGGGGUGGGUGCCUGUCUGCAGUUUUCAGCAUCAGCCCAUCCAGGCUGGGGCUGGUGCUCACACUCUCCCCUCCACCGCACGUCCCGCUGCCCGCAACAGCUCUGCCACCUCCGCAACCUCCUGGGCAACAGGCUCCUCUGGCUGAAUACCAGCCCUUUCAGGAAAGGUUUGUUUCAGCCGAUCCAGGUGGUAAUGGCACGAGGGGCACAGGAACGUGCAGAGCAACGGGGCUGAGAUGGUGUUGGGAGCAGCCCUGAUUUGGGUCCAUGGCUGUGAUCACAAACCUCGUGUCCGGCAGCGAUGCUGCAGAAGCUGAGACCCAGAGCAGCAUCCUCUGGCCUGUCAUCUUGCCUGACCUGUGCUGGAAAAGCAGGACUGGCCACCUGAACUUUCCCUCUCUUCAAGAGCCACACUGAAUAUUACCUUCAGAAUGGCUUAAUGAUGAAGCCAUUAAACUUCUCAUUGCACAUGGAAAGGGAAAGAAAAAGAAGUUUUGUACAAAUAUUGGUGCAAUAGAAGAAAAACAUGAUUUAAGUCUGAUUAUCUGCUGUGUAGCUACACCACAGUGAAGAGGACGGGGACAGACUCCUCAGCUUUUGGUAGAGAUCUGGGCCUGGGGAGCUGAAAGAGCAACUCAGGUAUGAGGUGACAGCACGAGGCUGUCCCCAGCUGCAAGAGGGUGACGUGGCAAUGGGGACAUCGGAAAAAUAAUUCCCCAGGAAGAGCAGCUCUCUUUGCACAAGGUCUUUGUGUGGAUCCCAACGCUGACGGGCACCAUCGAGCUGGUAGUGUCUUGUGAGUAAUCCCCACUGUGCGUGUCUUCUGCUGGAUGAUGUUUAACUGCUUUUAUUCCUGUGCACUUCGCUCGUGUGGGAGGAAGGAAUGCGGUGAUAAAUAUGCUGGAAUAAUUUCAGUGCUGGAUGGUUUCCAUUAAUGUAUUUCUCAUUAUGUAAUGCUGCCAUCAUGGUACAAAAUCUGUUAAGGUGCCUUUUAGGAAGAUGGAACACUUCUACAUAGCCAUAGUUAAGAAAGCCAUCGUAGAGCAGGCUGGGCUUUGAUCAGACACUUGUUAAUUGCACCGGAUGCGCUUGGGCUCUUGCAUGGUAUGGAUUUCUUUGCCCUUACGUUAUGAGACACCUCAUAAAUUAAAGGGUUGAUGUUGUCAAAUGCAUGCCAUUAGCACUCUCAGCAGAUAAUCUGUUCGGUGGCCUCAGCGCAGUCUAUCUCAGGGCCUGUCUCCUGAUAACACCCUGGAAGAAGAACAAUGGUGCUCCAAGCUCCCAGGGACCUCCACUCUUCAGUUCCGCGCUUCAGAAGAGAAAAAUUAUCAUUAUCUGCAUGGCUCAAGCUCCCUUUGAAAUGCAGUUAUUUUUUACUCAUACAUUCCAAGUAUUUUUUCUAUGAUAUCAGCGAGAAACUUGAAACUCCCUUUGAGAAGAGAAAGAUCUCCUGCAGCCCUACUACUAAGGAAAAUGGAUAGAUCAAGUAGUAAAGUUCAAUGACUUACUUAGCGUUAAAUAAGAAAGAGAAUAAUGAAUUGGAUUUUGUGUGCCUGUUUUUCCUCUGCAGGGAACAGUCAGGCUAAUGGAUUUGCAUUGCCUUCUGCUUCUGUUCAUCAGUCUAGGUGAGUUCAAAACACUGCUGCCUUUCUGUGCUCUCCUUUCACCGCUCACUUGUCACAACGUCAAGCAUUUGGAGCCUAGCAAACCCAUGGGUUUGUUACCAUCAAGGCUGUCCUGACCGGUGAGGAAAACAUGCAAGGUUAACCCCCUACGUCCAACGAUGACGUGUGGCCUGCUGCGUGGACAUCUGUAUUUCACGCUAGAGUAGGCAAUUCCUUACUUAGGGUGGACACUAGUUUCCUACUAUUAUGAGCUCAGGCUUUAACGUCCUUCAAGAGAGACAUUAUUUCCCUACUGGGUUCACCAAAACCUGGUUGGGUCUCCAAACCCCUCCUUUGUUUACGGGCUUUGCCGAGCGCGCCGUAGGGCUUUUUAAUGGGGAAGGAAGGGAGGUGGUGUAGGAGGAAACUAUUACAAAGCUAUUUAACAUAAACAACUUUCUCAUGUAAACUCCAAACACCGCUUGGCAAGGAAGAGGUUAAAGCUGGGGGGAGGACGGGGGGAACUCAUUAGGGCAAAGAUAUAAAUAGCAAGUCGGGAAGCCUGGGGAGGGACACGGGGGAAGGGGAAGCGAUGAGUUGACCCUAGAUGGGGUGGACUGCCUUGGCUUGCUGAAAGCCCUCUGCUGCUCUGCCCUUGGGUUUGGAUCUGGGUCCUCCCUGUGGCACCCCAAAGCGGGGGGAUGCUGAGACAGGAGUCUCCCACAUAACUGACCAGGAGUUGCAUUUGAUCAAAGGUGAACCUGGAAGGUGUUGGGGUCACCUGAAGACUUUCUGUGGAGCCAGAAACCAGUGCUGGUCUCACCUGCCCUUACUGCUCCAAACCUUCGCUGGGUCCAGCCCAGAGCCAGGGAGCUGCUCUCUGCCCACUCGGAUGGUCGGAGCAGGAUUUCCGUUUUCCUACCAGCCUUGGUGCCUCAGGCUUUCUGGUCUGUGUUUAUUCCAAAUGGGAAAUGCAUAAUGAGAAACUGUUUAAACAACUUAAGGUACAAGGAAACUCACUGGAGUAAAGUCCAACGUUGUAAUUUAUUUCCAAGGAAAUGAUGCACUCUCCAAAAGGACUCCACUCAAAUACUGCAAUUUAAAGUUGCAGGAGAAUUGCUGGCCAUCUUGGGUGCUGCCUGCGGCCUCAUCCAGGUCUGAGCGCGGUGCACGAGGUGGGCAGGAGCCUGCCAAUAUCAUCUGUACCCCUGGCUGGUCUUGCCACCAGCAGCCGUUCACCAGCAGGUUUUUGCAGAUCUUUGCAGGCAAGGAGAUGCCCAAUGCGGGUAUAACUCUGCUGGCAAAGAGGGGCCAGGCAGCGUUUCAUAAACUCUGUGCCAACGGAUAUGUUAAGAUACACACAAAUGCUAGUGAGGGCGUUUCCUUAACAAUGUUUUAAACCACCCCUAGCAGCUAUGUGGACCACCAUGACAAAGUGCAGGAAGUGACCAAGCGGAUGAGCAUCUUUCCCACCCCCCACCCCGGCUGUGAGCAAGGUGGGUACCCAGGCACGUUUGAAUGCCUGAGGUUCAGGGAGGGUCUGGGUGUUAGAGCUGUCCUGCCUGUUGGUUUACUUGCAUGGGUAGGUCUGGACAGCCUGGUGCUGGUGAAGGAAAGCCCAGGAGCCACCGAAGCCCCGGAGGAAUUCUCUUGUUCUAUUUCCAGCCCUGCUUUUUAAGAUACAAAGGGCUUCAGAUCAGAUGCAUUUCUGAAGCUUAUCUGUGUGAAUAUUUGACUGCUUAUCCAAACAGAACAAAAACCUUCAAGCCUUCUGAGGUCCAUCCAUCAAGAGCCUUAUCUCCCCGUGUCACCGCUCGGCUCCUGGCCGCUGCCACUUGGAGCCUCCUUCCACCCAGGGCUCAGCUCUGCCCACCAGCUUCCCAUCUCCCCUCUCCGGGCAGCUCCACGGCAUUAUCCAGGGUCACCUCCUUGGCUCCCUGCUACUUCAGUGAUGGCCUCUGCAUUGCAUGCAGGAGCAGCAGGCCUGGGCUGCUGAUGGUCUACAGCCAGACGGCAUCCUGAUGGGCUGUGUUUGUGCUGCUGUAUCUCAGCCCAUCAUUUCCGUCCCCCACGUGCGUAGCCAUCUGGGCUAUGGCCACAGCCAUGACCAGAGCAGAGCACAUUGACUCUUCUUGGCCCCAAGAAAGGAGAACAUUUGUCUUUUUAAAUGAGAUAUUAAUGAAGCUUGGAAAAAGGACUGCAGUCUCCUCUAGCUGAGGUUCAAAGACUGAAAUAUCCAAGGAGAGUAUUUCUGAUCCCCUCUCUGGUAAAAAAGAGAUUUUGUAAGAGGUCCCCCAGCUGUUGGGUUGGGGAGGAGGGGGCUGUCAGCCCUUGUCACCUGACAGUCACUGGUCCCCUCUGGCAUCCUCAUGGCUGCAGCCAGGCUGCUGGAGAUCCCAGAUAGCACCCCUAAAGCCCCAGGUGGGCUCUACUCUGAGUAGGUGAGUAUGGCAUGUGAGCCACUGAGAUGCAGGAGGAGCAUGGUGAGCAUGCAGAGAGGUCACCAGCAUCAGCAGUCCUGCAGAGGUUCCUGGCCAGGCAAAACAGCUGCAUAGCUAGUCUUAUGCCCAAUUUAUACAACACAUUAUUCAGCCUUGUCAGAAGAGCCUUUGCAGUGCUUGGUUUCAGGGCCACAGGACAUUUCUUGCUUUGAAGCUGAGCUGGCACAAGAAGUCGUCUGCAGUCCUGCUGUCCUGUCAAAGCCGUGGCCAAAAACAACAGGGUGAAGACUUUGGAAAGAGCUGCCCAUCCACAGCGUAAACGAGUUUAAAUGGGGACCUGGCUGGCUCAGGGCUUGAGCUUCCAAGCACAUCAGAGGCUGAAAUCCUGUGCACAACGGUGGGGAUCAGAAGUCUCUGUUCCUUGGUACCACCUAGUCUUGGCCCAGAUCUAGGCUAGCUUCAUCAUCAGGGUGGCUUUUCCAGUGAAGACCAUUUUCCUUUGGUGCUUUUCACAGGAGACUGUGACCCAGGGGCUGUUGUUGCUCUCCUCCCUGUGGUUUUAAUUUUUUUCUCUGUUUUGAUAGUCUGAAGGGUAAAACUAAUUCCCAUCUCAUAUAUCACAAUGAAUUUGACUUAAUAGCAAGAGGAUAAAUCUACUUUUUAUACUGUGGUGUAUUAUAAGCUAUUUAUAAAUGUCAUAUCACUUAAGGGUCAUUUCAGGGUUUUAAAUAAAGUUUUAAUUUAAACAUAA
Molecule: messenger RNA, 11492 nt
Organism: Calidris pugnax (ruff)
Lineage: Eukaryota; Metazoa; Chordata; Aves; Charadriiformes; Scolopacidae
Gene: ADRB1
Product: adrenoceptor beta 1
Exons: 3
Coding region: 53-1396 (447 amino acids)
Biological process (GO): positive regulation of heart rate by epinephrine-norepinephrine; norepinephrine-epinephrine-mediated vasodilation involved in regulation of systemic arterial blood pressure; adenylate cyclase-activating adrenergic receptor signaling pathway
Cellular component (GO): membrane
Molecular function (GO): beta1-adrenergic receptor activity
Source: RefSeq, a predicted model, not a curated record